CAGGAGAUCCGUUCUUCAAUUACACAAGCAGAGGCUCUCCUCAGAUGUAGCUCCAUUUGACUAGUGUGUGAUCCUUAUCACCGCUCAUGUAAAUAACCCCUGUACUUGUACUGUGCCUAUAUUAAGGCUUGGUGAUAUCAAUAAAGAUGAGGCAUCCUGCCGUUCUGCACUCAUUCCUUCCUAGCCAGGCCACUGUAGAAUAAAAGCAACAUGAAGAAGCAGCGGAUCCUGCUCCAUGUUCUCUUCUUCGUCUUCCUCUUCAUCCUCAUGGCUGCCCUUGCUGUUGAUGCUGAUGAUCCACAGGAGCUGCAGCAUCGAUCCCUGCUCCAGGCUCCCCCAAAGAUAGACUGCCCGUCAAGCUGCAUGGUGCGCUGCGGCAGAAACUGGAAGAACAAGAUGUGCAACAAGAUGUGCAACGUCUGCUGCAACCGCUGCAGCUGCGUCCCGCCAGGCACCGGCCAGGAGACACGCCACCUCUGCCCCUGCUAUGACACCAUGGUCAACCCAAAAACCGGCAAGCCCAAGUGCCCGUAGCCUGGUGCCUCAGGCCAAUCUGGCAAUUUCUGCCGUUCGUGUUAUCUAUGUAUGCUAUCAUCUUCAUGUUAACUAUAUCAACUGAUGAUAAAUAAACACCAGACUUUCUCCUCA
Messenger RNA from Panicum virgatum (switchgrass), 648 nucleotides. Its product is annotated as gibberellin-regulated protein 2-like. NCBI's taxonomy places the organism in Eukaryota, Viridiplantae, Streptophyta, Magnoliopsida, Poales, Poaceae. The record is from RefSeq and is a predicted model, not a curated record. The coding region runs from base 211 to 534 and encodes 107 amino acids. The transcript has 3 exons.